Molecule: messenger RNA, 1614 nt
Organism: Penicillium waksmanii
Lineage: Eukaryota; Fungi; Ascomycota; Eurotiomycetes; Eurotiales; Aspergillaceae
Product: myo-inositol transporter
Exons: 4
Coding region: 1-1614 (537 amino acids)
Biological process (GO): transmembrane transport
Cellular component (GO): membrane
Molecular function (GO): myo-inositol:proton symporter activity
Source: RefSeq, a predicted model, not a curated record
AUGAGUUCCACCCGUGGCAAAGAUGAUCUCAAGUUAGACGACCCCUCUGCGGAGUAUGUCGAGGAAAUUGGAGACAUGAAGCAGCUGGCCUGCGCUAAAGACCAGGAUGAACUGAGUGGAAUUGAGACCACCGCUGCGUCCAAAGCGGCAUGGCUUAUCUCCAUCGUCGUUUCGAUCGGUGGUCUGCUAUUCGGAUAUGACACCGGAUAUAUUUCAUCCGUGCUAGUCACCAUCGGCACUUCCCUCGGUCGUGCUCUUACAUCUAGCGAGCAGGAAAUGGUAACAUCUCUCACCAGUGGCGGUGCCUUGGUGGGUGCGGUAGCAGCUGGUCUCACCGCUGAUCGUUUUGGUCGUCGCUGGCCAAUCUGGGGCUCGUGUCUAUUUUUCGUGAUUGGAACAGUCUUGCAGACUGCUGCUUUUUCCAUUUCCCAAUUUGCAGUAGGAAGAUUCGUGGUAGGACUCGGGGUGGGAGGUGCAGCCAUGAUUGUGCCUCUGUACAUUGGUGAACUGGCACCAGCACAGUAUCGUGGUCGUAUGGUCGCUUUCAACAACAUGAGCGUUACCUUCGGCCAGCUGCUCGCAAGUGCUCUCGGUGCUGGUUUCGCCGAGGUCAAAGGUGAAGGAUGGCGAGCCACUGUUGCUAUCGGAGCAGCUCCAGCAAUCAUACUCGCUGGUCUCCUCACCCUUUGUCCUGAGUCACCUCGACAACUUGUUUCCCAUGGCAAGCGUGAGGAAGCCGAGGCAGUCUUGAAAAGAAUCUAUCCCAAGUCCACUAUCCUUCAACGUGAAGCCAAGAUUGUCUCAAUUGAGUUAUCGCUACAAGAGAGUGUGGAUUCAAUGUCCGAGGAAACAGUCUGGACAGGUAUUAGACGAGUUUUCACUACCCCUGAUACCGGUCGCGCUGUCCUGACUGCUUGUAUGAUCAUGGCUAUCAGCCAGUUGGGAGGCUUCAACACUUUGAUGUACUACGCCGCGACACUUUUCGGUAUUGUUGGCUUCGAAAAUGCAACUGCCGUAGGAAUUACCGUCUCAGCAACGAAUUUCGUCUUCUCUGUCGUCAAUCUGGUGAUUGUUGACAAGUUUGGUCGCCGAAUUAUCUUGAUGUUCACCGUCGCCGGAAUGGCGCUCUGCAUGAUGGUUGUGGUCAUCGCAUUCCGUUAUAUUCCUGUCAACCUCCAUACCCUCGAGGUUGAGAGUGAUACUGUCGGCUGGCCAGGCACUUUGGUUCUGGUGAUGAUCAUCCUCUAUGUUGCUUGUUACUCGUCUGGUGUUGCCACCAUUGCUUGGAUUGGCACUGAGCUUAUUCCCCUCGAGGUCCGCGCUAUCGGAACCAUGAUGAACACUGUUACUUGCUGGGGUACCAACAUUAUUAUCUCCUCGACCUUCCUCUCGAUGAUGAAGGCUUGGACACCCAGCGGUGCCUUCGGAUUUUAUAUGGCGAUCUGCACCUUCGGCUGGGUCUUUAUCCUAUUCUGCUUUCCAGAAUGCAAAGGUAUGCCCCUGGAAGCUGUCCGAGAUGUCUUCAGUACUGGGUUCGGUGUCAAGAAGUCGAAGAAAUGGCAAAAGGAGCACAAGAACGAGAAGAAGGUUCAAAGCAUGGUCAUCGGGCAUUAA